GCUCACAACGCGAAGGCAAACCACUUUUGUCAGAUACCAUACAUCAAACCCCUUUGCCAAAAAUAGGUUUCUGAUCUGGGUGACUUGUUUCUUCAGGCAAUUUGGAAACUCAGUUGUUCGUGCAGAUUACUUGACACUGCAAAAGUGCUUCAUCAUGGGACUCACCAAUGGACAUCGCAAAUUCAAUCAUUGGUUUUGUGAAGGAUUUUGGUCCUACAGUUCGAAAAUAUGUCAAGUAUCAGAUACAUCACAACAAUUAUGUGAGUGAUUUCCAAAAAAUGCAAAAGCAGCUGAAAGACCGACAAGAUGUUGUUGUUGCAAACUUGAAGACACAGCUGAAGCAGCCCGGAAAGAUUACAAAUAAAGAAGUUGAAACUUGGCUAGAGGAAGCACACCAAGAAAUUGUCGAAGUGAUGAUUGAAGAUCUGAUCUGCAAAGGGGGCUGUUUCACAUACAUUUGCUCAUCAAGAAAGCUCGAUAAAAAGACUAAAGCACUAAAUGAAGGGAUAUUUAAGCAAGGGGAGAAAUACACUAAUGCUGGUGUGGUUUUGGUUGUAGAUGAUCACUCAAUCCAAUAUUGUGCGAGUGUGUUUGAAGAUAAGCAAAAGGAGGUGAAGCACCAAAGGGAAAAAAUUGAGGCAAAUUUGAAGACUCAGCUUAUGCAACCUGGAAAGAUUGCCUGGAAGAAAGUUGAAGACUGGCAGGAGAAAGCAAGCCAACAAAUUGCCAUGAAGGUUGAAGAUCUAAUCAGCCAAGGGGAAUGUUCCUCAUCAACCAACAUUGAGGAAAAGAUUGAAGAACUGAAGCGAAUACUUGAGAAAGGAAAAGAAUUCACUAAUGAUGGUGUGAGUUUGGUCGUAGAUGAUCACUCAAUCCAGUAUUGUGUGAGUGCAUUUGAAGAGAAGCAAAAGCAGCUGAAGUACCGAAAGGAAAAAAUUGAGGCAAAUUUGAAGACUCAGCUUAGGCAACCUAGAAAGAUUGCCUCGAAGGAUGUUGAAGACUGGCUAGAGAAAGUAAGCCACCAAAUUACCAUGAAGAUUGAAGAUUUGAUCAGCCAAGGGGAAGGUUCCUCAUCAACCAACCUCGAGGAAAGGAUUGAAGAAUUGAAGCGAAUACUUCAGAAAGGAAAAGAAUUCACUAAAGCUGGUGUGAGUUUGGUAGUAGAUGGUCACCCAAAAAAAGGAGUUACACUGCUGGUAGAAAAAUGCAUUGCCCGGGAUAAUGUACAAGAAGAAAUUCUGCAACUGCUGAGGGAAGACAAGGUUACAAGAAUUUCAGUUUGUGGAAUGGGUGGUGUAGGCAAGACAACAAUCAUCAAGCAAGUCCACAACAAACUAUUGAAAGAACCCAAAUUUGCUAAAGUUGUUUGGGUUAAAUUAUCAAAGGACUUUGAUAUUGUUGUCCGGCAAAAAAAACAGUUUGAUAUUCUCAAGUUUCAGAAGUGCAUUGCAAGAAAAUUGGGAUUAGAUUUGAAGAAUGAGGAUCAAGAUGCAACGGAGCUGGCAGGACUGCUAUCAGAUACAUUGCAACAAGGAAGUUGUGUCUUAAUUCUGGAUGAUGUGUGGGAGCCUUUUUCUCUAGAAGAUGUUGGAAUCCCUGAUCUAGUUGGAAAUAAUGGUUGCAAGUUAGUGCUCACGACACGGUUACAACAAAAGGUUGCUCGUGCAAUGGAGUGUGAGGUGAUCCAAGUGAAGCCUCUUCUAGAUGAUGAAGCCUUAGCACUAUUCUUGUAUAAAGUUGGAAGUGCUGUGCUUUCCUAUCCUGGAUUCAAAAGUGAUAUUGAGCCAUUUUUGAAACAAAUUUUGAAGAAAUGUAAUGGUUUACCUCUUGCUAUUGGGGUAGUGGCAAAGACCAUGAGAGGAAAAUCCGAUCCUUACUCAUGGGAGAUUGCAGAUAAAGAAUUGAGCAAAUCUGAAGAAAUUGUUGAUCACUUGAAAUUCAGUUAUGAUCACUUAGAAGAACAAUACAAGAAGUGUUUCUUAUACAGUGCAUUGUAUCCUGAGGAUUAUGAAAUUCCAAAAGAGGAGUUGAUUGAGUUUUGGAUUGAGGAGGGAUUUAUAACAGAUGAAAGGGGGUCUCGGCACUUAAUGAUUUGUGAGGGCCAUGUUAUUUUUGAGAAGUUGAUAGACAAUUGCAUGUUGGAAUUGGUUAAAAAAAAAUACAAAGGAUAUUGGCUGAGUAUCCAUGAACUAAUUGAAAACAAAAACAAAGAAGAUCGGGUGAUUAUGCAUGAUCUUCUUCGAGAAAUGGCACUGAAUAUGAGUCCUCAAUUCAUGAUGAAAGCUGGUAUGGCCUUGGAAGAGCUACCGGAGGAGCAUGAAUGGAGAGAAGAUCUUUUGAAGGUUUCUUUAAUGAAUAAUAACAUAAGAGAAAUUCCUUCAAGCAUGUCGUAUCCCAAGUGUCCAAUGCUCACAACCUUGUUGUUGUCCAAUAACAAUAUUACAACAAUUCCAGAAGCCUUUUUUUAUCAUAUGCCUGGGCUGAAGAUCCUUGAUCUUUCCAGAAAUUACAAACUAGGUAGACUACCGAGUUCUAUUUCCAAAUUGGAGAAUCUUACUACACUACUGCUGGAGAAUUGUGUGUCCUUAAAAGAGGUACCAUCUUUAUCCAAUCUUAGAGGCUUAAAAAAGUUAAACAUUUCUGGGACAUCAAUUGAAGAACUACCCCAAAGCCUCAACAUGUUAACCAAUCUGAAAUAUCUUCGACUUGGUGGUAGAUUAUCUGAAAUACCUGGUAAAAUGCUACAAAAUCUCUCCAAACUUCAGUAUUUAGGAGUAGAUUUGAGUAUACCGUUGAAAUGGGAGGAGAUUGGAAGAUUGAGGAAGCUGGAAUCUCUUGAUGGCCGGUUCUCUACGGUGGAUGACAUGAGCUUCUUUAUCAAGUCUGAAAGUGAGUUUCCAAAUUGGUACAGAAUUUUUGUUGGAAGUUACAAUGAAAAUGAUGCAUACAAUUAUAACAAAACCUUUUCAAUUGCUCUGAAAAUAAUUGUAUGUUGUCAUAUUGAUAUAUGCAAGGAGCCUAAUUGGUUACCGCCUGAUGCACAAGGCUUCUAUAUCUUUGACUGCAAGGGUGUGAAAAGCUUGAACCACAUUUCUAGCCUUCAAGAUGCAACCGACUUGCGGUACUGCACUGUUGAUGAAUGUGAUGGCCUGGAGUUUGUUGUUUCCUCGAACUGCUUAAAGCCACUUCAAAACCUUGAGUCACUGUACCUUUAUAAUUUGAGUAACUUGAAUGCAAUGUUUGGGGAAGUAGGAGUAGUUGCUAAGUUAGCACCACUGCCCGUUGGCACUUUUUCUUCUCUUCAAAAAAUUAGAGUUUGGAGAUGUGGAAAGAUAAAGAAGUUAUUACCACUUAGGUUGUUGCAGUAUCUCCAUAAUCUACGGACUAUUAAGGUGAGAGAUUGUAAUCAAUUAGAGGAGAUAAUAUGGUCUGAAUAUGAAGGAGGAGAAGGAGCCCUAGAGAAACUCACUCUACCCAAGUUAGAAAGGUUGGCAUUGGUGGGUUUGCCUGCAUUGAAGAGCAUCUACAGCAGCUUCAGUACUGUUUUGAUCUGUGAUUCCAUCAAAGCAAUUGAAAUUAAAAGGUGCCGAGAAAUAGAGAGUGUUUUUGGGACUGGGUUCAACCCACUUCCAACCCUUGAGUAUCUGCUGCUAGGGAGUUUAGAGAAUCUGAAAUCAGUGUUUGAUGAAGAAGCCCUUGGUUUAGCAGCACCUCGCAACACCUUUUUCUCUCUUAAAGCAAUUGAUGUGUUUAGGUGCCAUGAAAUAAAGAAAGUAUUCUCAUCUGGAUGGCUGCUUGGCCACUUCCAGUCUCUAGAGGCUAUGCAAAUUUAUUCCUGUGACCAAAUGGAGGAGCUGAUAUCAUCAUCGACCUAUGAAGAAAAAGAAGCCCUUGAAAAAAUCCCUCUACCUAAGUUACAAAGGUUGGGAUUGAAGGAAUUGCCUGAAUUGAAGUGCAUCUGUAGCAGUUCCAAUAUGUUGAUUUGUGAUUCUAUCAAGAGUUUGGAAAUUGUGGACUGUGAGAAGCUAAAGAGGAUUCCUCUGUAUCUUUCUUCGCUUGACAUUGGCCAACCUUCUUCCCUCAAACAAAUUCAAGUAGACACAAAAGGACAUUGGGAAUCAUUGGAAUAAGACCAAUCCAAUGCAAAGGAUAGGCUAAGAAGCAAAGGAGUGCAGGCUCUUUGGUGAUUAGGCGGUGCAAAUCAAAGCUGGAGUUGGACUUUGUUACCACAAGAAAGCCGGCGGAAAUCAUAUUUGCUUGUACCUGUUGUUGUUGGGUUUUCAAUUUAAUAUACGUAGACUUGCUAUUUUUUUGUGUGUGUUGUGAUUUAAAUAUGGCAAAUUCUAAGGAAAUGUUUGUUUCUUUAUCUGUGUAAUUUUGUAUUUCAAUCCUCUGUGGAAGGAUCUGUCUUAUUUCCUGUGGUAUUUCUUUCUCUGCAUCUGCAUCUUUGCUUUUCUUGUAACAGGCAUUUUAGUUAAAAUUGUGAGAUGUUGCUAUAUGAAUUUGUUUUACACCAUACUAGUGGUGGUCAUAAUACAACUGUUGGAGUUGUGGUGUCAAAGCUGCAACAGUUGGCAGCAAAUGAAAUGAAGUGGGAGCUGCACAGACAAUAGAAGCAAAGUGACAGCCACAUGGACUUACACAAAAUGACAGCAAAUCUUUUGAAUGUAAUCUUGUUUUAAAUGUUUGAUAGAUUUUAUUGUAUUAGGCAGAAGUUAGUGUGUUAGGCUGAUGUUUGUGCCAUUGGUGCUGCGUUAGAAAAGCAUGCUGAUGAUGAUAAGCCACUGGAUCGCUACUAAUUUACACAAUCCAAAAUGGUUGCUCAAUUUUUUUUUUCCUUUUUUUUUUUUUUGUUUUAGACUUUAGGAAAAUUCCUAUGGCAUAGCUUUGUUUGAAUAUCUAGUCUUGUUAUUUGAUCUUCAGUCACUCUUAAGAGCAGAAUUUAAUUUU
Messenger RNA from Rubroshorea leprosula, 4950 nucleotides. The record is from the annotation of a GenBank genome assembly. Lineage: Eukaryota; Viridiplantae; Streptophyta; Magnoliopsida; Malvales; Dipterocarpaceae.